AUGUCUGUACAAUCAGUGUGUCAGGUUGUGCAGUCUGUGAAAUUGUUUGCUGGGAAUGGUGUUGGCAGCAGUAAAGACUUGGUUUUUGUUGAUUUUGUUGGGUUAUGUAGUGGGAAAAAGUCGAAGAAGGCUUGUUCGAGUACUCGCAGGAGAAUUAGUGUAAAUGGUAGUACAAUUCAAAAGAGUUUUAUUGGGCCAAGGAAAAACUGGGCAUCUUCUAUUAAAUCAGUUCUUGAUCUUGAACGGGUUAAUAGUGCCUCACAGCAGUCCUCUGAUCUUAAACCCAAGGUUGUGAACUUAAAGGACAUACUAUCCGAGAGAGGGGCAUGUGGAGUUGGCUUUAUUGCCAAUUUGGAUAACAAAGCAUCACAUGAAAUUGUUAAGGAUGCUCUUACUGCUCUUGGCUGCAUGGAACAUCGUGGGGGUUGUGGAGCAGAUAACGAUUCAGGUGAUGGUUCUGGACUGAUGACUUCAAUUCCUUGGGAGCUUUUUGACAACUGGGCCAAUGAACGAGGCAUAGGUGCUUUUGACCGAUUGCACACCAGUGUUGGAAUGCUGUUUCUUCCCAUGGAUGAUAACCUGAAUAGAGAAGCUAGAACAGUUAUUUCGAAUAUAUUUAAACAAGAGGGCCUUAAAGUGCUUGGAUGGAGGUCUGUACCUGUAAAUACUUCUAUAGUUGGCCCUAAUGCCAGAGAAACCAUGCCGAACAUACAGCAGGUUUUUGUCCAAAUUUCUAAAGAAGAAAAUGUUGAUGACAUUGAAAGAGAGCUGUACAUUUGUCGGAAAUUGAUUGAAAGAGCAGCAAGUACGGAAACUUGGGGAAAUGAUCUUUAUUUUUGCUCAUUAUCCAAUCAAACUAUUGUUUACAAGGGAAUGCUUCGUUCCGAGGUUCUCGGUUUAUUUUAUUUUGAUCUUCAAAGUGAUCUUUAUAAGUCUGCUUUUGCUAUUUACCACCGAAGAUACAGUACAAAUACAAGUCCUAGAUGGCCACUAGCUCAACCAAUGAGGUUCCUUGGUCAUAAUGGAGAGAUCAACACUAUUCAGGGUAACUUGAACUGGAUGCAAUCCCGGGAGGCAUCACUGAAGUCUCCUGUUUGGCGUGGUCGUGAAAAUGAAAUUCGCCCUUUUGGAAAUCCCAAGGCAUCUGACUCUGCAAAUCUUGAUAGUGCUGCUGAAUUGUUAAUAAGAAGUGGUCGCACUCCUGAGGAGGCUCUGAUGCUUCUUGUCCCAGAGGCAUACAAAAAUCAUCCGACAUUGAUGAUCAAAUACCCUGAGAUUGUUGAUUUUUAUGAUUACUACAAAGGUCAAAUGGAGGCUUGGGAUGGACCUGCUUUACUUUUAUUCAGUGAUGGGAAAACAGUUGGAGCUUGUCUGGACCGUAAUGGUCUUCGCCCUGCUAGAUAUUGGCGGACAGUAGACAAUGUUGUCUAUGUCGCAUCUGAGGUUGGCGUCCUACCAACGGAUGAUUCCAAAAUCAUAAUGAAAGGACGGUUAGGUCCUGGAAUGAUGAUAACUGUCGAUCUACCCAGUGGUCAGGUGUAUGAGAAUACAGAGGUCAAAAAGCGAGUUGCACUGUCAAAUCCUUAUGGAAAAUGGGUUACUGAAAAUCUCCGUUCUAUAAAGCCAGCAAACUUUCUUUCAUCUACACUAAUGGACAAUGAAGUAAUAUUAAGACGCCAACAGGCAUUUGGCUAUUCGAGUGAGGAUGUCCAAAUGGUGAUUGAAACUAUGGCUGGUCAAGGGAAGGAGCCUACUUUUUGCAUGGGGGACGAUAUUCCGUUGGCAGUAUUAUCUCAAAAGCCGCACAUGUUAUAUGAUUAUUUCAAGCAACGGUUUGCCCAGGUUACAAAUCCUGCCAUUGAUCCUCUCAGAGAAGGAUUGGUCAUGUCUCUUGAAGUUAACCUUGGGAAGAGAGGAAAUAUACUAGGAAUUGGUCCUGAGAAUGCCUCUCAGGUAAUUUUGUCAAGUCCUGUGCUGAAUGAAGGGGAGUUUGAGUCUUUAUUGAAAGAUCCAUACUUGAAAGCCCAAGUAUUACCUGCAUUUUUUAACAUAAGGAAAGGGGUUGAUGGUUCGCUGGAGAAAACACUUACUAACCUUUGUGAAGCUGCUGAUGAAGCUGUUAGAAAUGGUUCUCAGCUGCUUGUGCUUUCUGAUAGGUCUGAUGAGCUGGAGGCAACUCGGCCUGCAGUUCCAAUACUUCUUGCUGUGGGUGCUGUUCACCAGCAUCUAAUUCAGAAUGGACUGCGAAUGUCAACUUCUAUCAUUGCUGAUACUGCUCAGUGCUUUAGUACUCAUCAGUUUGCAUGUCUGAUUGGAUAUGGUGCAAGUGCUGUAUGUCCAUACUUGGCACUUGAGACUUGCAGACAGUGGCGCUUGAGCAAUAGAACUGUAAACCUGAUGCGGAACGGGAAAAUGCCCACUGUUACAAUUGAACAGGCUCAAAAGAACUUUUGCAAGGCAGUAAAAUCUGGCCUUCUGAAAAUUCUCUCCAAAAUGGGCAUCUCAUUGCUGUCAAGUUAUUGUGGCGCUCAGAUAUUUGAAGUUUAUGGAUUGGGCAAUGAGAUCAUUGAUAUCGCAUUUUGUGGGAGUAUGUCGAGCAUUGGUGGUUUAACCUUGGACGAGUUGGCGAGGGAGACCCUCUCAUUUUGGGUUAAGGCUUUCUCUGAGGAUACAGCUAAAAGACUUGAAAAUUUUGGGUUCAUACAAUUUAGACCUGGAGGCGAAUAUCAUGGUAACAACCCCGAAAUGUCAAAGCUGCUCCAUAAAGCUGUCCGCCAAAAGAGUGAAAGUGCUUACUCAAUUUAUCAACAGCAUUUGGUUAACCGGCCUGUGAAUGUUCUCAGGGAUCUCCUUGAGUUUAAAAGUGAUCGUUCCCCGAUUCCAGUUGGAAAGGUAGAACCUGCUACAUCUAUUGUUCAGCGGUUUUGCACUGGUGGCAUGUCACUUGGAGCUAUUUCCAGGGAAACUCAUGAAGCGAUUGCUAUUGCCAUGAAUAGAUUGGGUGGGAAAUCUAAUUCAGGAGAAGGGGGUGAGGAUCCUAUUCGCUGGAGUCCACUUACUGAUGUUGUUGAUGGGUACUCUCCAACAUUGCCGCACCUUAAAGGUCUUCAAAAUGGUGAUACUGCAACUAGUGCCAUCAAGCAGGUUGCUUCAGGACGCUUUGGUGUUACUCCAACAUUCUUGGCUAAUGCUGAUCAGCUAGAAAUCAAAAUUGCUCAAGGUGCAAAACCUGGUGAAGGCGGACAACUGCCAGGGAAAAAAGUUAGCGCUUAUAUUGCAAGACUAAGGAACUCAAAACCUGGUGUCCCUCUCAUAUCUCCACCUCCACACCAUGACAUUUAUUCUAUUGAGGAUCUAGCUCAACUGAUUUUUGACCUUCAUCAGGUCAACCCUAAGGCCAAAGUAUCUGUAAAGCUUGUGGCAGAAGCAGGCAUUGGCACAGUGGCUUCUGGGGUAGCAAAGGGUAAUGCUGAUAUUAUACAGAUAUCUGGGCAUGAUGGGGGAACUGGAGCCAGCCCUGUGAGUUCCAUCAAGCAUGCUGGUGGUCCUUGGGAACUCGGGCUUACAGAAACGCACCAGACACUCAUUUCAAAUGGACUCAGAGAGAGAGUUAUUCUUAGAGUUGAUGGUGGCUUUAAAAGUGGAUUUGAUGUCCUAAUGGCUGCAGCAAUGGGUGCUGAUGAGUAUGGAUUUGGUUCUGUAGCAAUGAUUGCCACUGGCUGUGUGAUGGCUCGUAUCUGCCACACGAAUAAUUGUCCUGUUGGUGUUGCCAGUCAGAGAGAGGAAUUAAGGGCUCGUUUUCCUGGUCUACCUGGUGACCUGGUCAACUUCUUUUUAUAUGUUGCUGAAGAGGUAAGAGGUAUGUUGGCCCAACUGGGCUACGGAAAACUGGAUGACAUAAUUGGACGUACAGAGCUACUAAGAUCUCGAGAUAUUUCAUUGAUGAAGACUCAGCAUCUUGAUCUUAGUUAUAUUCUUUCUAGUGCCGGAUUGCCAAAAUGGAGCAGCACUAUGAUUAGGAAUCAGGAAGUUCACAGUAAUGGUCCAGUUUUGGAUGAUGUCUUACUUUCAGAUCAAGAGGUAUCAGAGGCAAUUGAGAAAGAACUGGUGGUUAAUAAAACUGUAAAUAUAUACAAUGUGGACAGAGCAGUUUGUGGGCGUAUUUCAGGUGUGAUCGCAAAGAAAUAUGGAGAUUCUGGUUUUGCUGGGCAGCUAAAUUUAACAUUCACAGGGAGUGCGGGGCAGUCAUUUGCAUGUUUUCUGACACCUGGAAUGAACAUUCGACUUGUAGGAGAAGCUAACGAUUAUGUGGGGAAGGGUAUGGCCGGAGGUGAAUUGGUUGUGACUCCCGUUGAAAAUACCGGGUUUUUGCCUGAGGAUGCAACUAUUGUAGGGAAUACCUGCUUGUAUGGAGCCACAGGGGGUCAGGUCUUCGUCAGAGGGAAAGCCGGGGAGCGUUUUGCAGUAAGAAACUCACUUGCUCAAGCAGUGGUGGAAGGAACUGGAGAUCACUGUUGUGAGUACAUGACAGGAGGUUGUGUGGUUGUGCUUGGAAAGGUGGGUAGAAAUGUGGCAGCAGGUAUGACUGGAGGUUUGGCGUACAUUCUUGAUGAGGACGAUACACUCAUCCCCAAGGUGAACAAGGAAAUCGUGAAGAUCCAGAGAGUGGUUGCUUCGGUCGGUCAGAUGCAGUUAAAGAGCCUUAUUGAAGCCCAUGUUGAAAAAGCUGGGAGCAGCAAAGGCGCUGCCAUUCUCAAGGAAUGGGACAAAUAUUUGCCGCUCUUUUGGCAACUGGUUCCACCAAGUGAAGAAGACACUCCGGAGGCUUGUGCCAACUUCGCCCAAACAGCCACUGGGGAGGGCGAUGAAAAACAUGUGGUGGCCGGCGAUGAUCAGCCACCGCAUAAAGACGAAGCUGGUGGUCCAAGUACAGAUGAAUCUGCAGCCCACAGCAAAACCCACAUUUCUUCUCUUUUAGAUUAG
Fraxinus pennsylvanica is the source of this 4983-nucleotide messenger RNA. Lineage: Eukaryota; Viridiplantae; Streptophyta; Magnoliopsida; Lamiales; Oleaceae. The record is from the annotation of a GenBank genome assembly.